CUUUAUUUAGAUGAGUAAAAUUAUUGAAGGAAAAUGUGAAUUUAUUUUGCCAGAUGAUGUAUUUUUUAACCCAGUACAGGAGUUUAAUCGAGAUUUAACAGUUUUGAUUAUUAAUUCCUUUAUACAUUUUUUGAAAAAUUCUAUUAUUCAUAAGGAAAAGUUAAAAAUUGAGUCAGGUCUUUCUAUAUUAGACGCAUUUUCUGCUACUGGAUUAAGAGCUGUCAGGUAUGCAAAAGAACUUCCAAACAUCGGAUGCGUAAUAGCUAAUGAUCUUUCAACGUUAGCAACUCAAGUUAUCGCUAAAAAUAUCGAUCACAAUGGUCUUAGUCAAGAUAUCAUAAAAAUCUCCAACGAGGAGGCUAAUCUGUUGAUGCUAAAAAAUCAUUCGACACAUAAAACGCAAAUCGAUGUCAUCGAUAUAGACCCAUACGGUUCCGCUGCUCCAUUCUUAGACGCUACUAUGCGCGCUAUUAGCAAUGGAGGUCUUGUAUGUGUGACAUGUACCGAUAUGGGAGUGUUGUGCGGAGCUACUGGCCACAAUUGUUAUGCCAAAUACGAUUCCAUAGCUUUGCAUACUAAAUAUGCCCACGAAAUGAGUUUACGUAUAGUCCUCCACAGCUUGGAAAGUCACGCUAACAAACAUAAUAAGUAUAUUGUCCCGUUGGUGAGCGUGAGCGUCGAUUUUUACGUUCGACUAUUCGUUAGGGUCUAUGAGAGCGCGGCUCAAGUCCAUUUAAGUCCUAGUAAAAGAUCUCUAGUCUACCAUUGUAACGGCUGUCACUCUUAUUAUAUGCAACCUUUGGCUUUGUUGGACAAUAAUAAUAAAUUUAAACACUCUUCGGGACCUUCUGUAUCAAACGUUUGCCAAAUAUGCUCAAGUUCUUUGAUAUUAGGUGGUCCCGUAUGGAACGGACUCUUGCAUGAUAAAUCGUUUGUUGAUGACCUGUUGAAAAGCUUACCCGACUUAAGCUAUUUGGGUACCCAGGAGAGGAUUUUAGGAAUUUUGACGUUAAUAUCAGAAGAAUUGCCAGAUGUUCCUUUGUAUUACAAAAUGGAUAAAAUGACAAGUAGUUUGCAAAUGAGCGUUCCCAAAUCUACGGUCAUAAAAUCCGCUAUACUCAAUGCAGGUUAUAGGGUAAGCAUAUCUCAUUGUGACCCUGGAUCGAUAAAAACCGAUGCCCCUCUUAACGUACUAUGGGGAAUAUUCACGUGUUGGGCUCUAUUGAAUAAAAUCGAUCCCGAAAAACUUAAAAGCGAUAUAGCCAAACGAAUAAUUAGUCAAAAUUUUAAAUUCAAAGCGGAUUUCAAAACACACCCUUUAGCCAUCCCGAAAUCGAUGAAAUUUAAUAUGUGCCGUUUUCCUAAUUUACCACCUAACUGGGGACCUCAGACAAAAUCCGUGAUUAAGAAAAUUAAGAUAACAUGAUUAUAUAUUUUAAAAAUGUAAAAAUCGCGAAAUAUAAGUUAACGUUUUAUUUUUCAAACAAUUCAUUUAAAUCAUAUAAAUUAUUGUAUUUUGAUAUAAAUUAUAUACCUGACAAAACAAAAAUUGAUUUAAAUGGUCGAAUUUUUAAGCAUAAUAUUAUAGCCAAGACAGCCCUUUAAUCUUAAUUGUAAUAAAAUUUAUUAUUAUGAGUAAUGAACUGAUCGACGAUGGCUCUUUUUUUCUAAGACUUUCGUUCAUACCAGUUUGGGCCUUACUCACUUUUUACACACAUUUAAGCCUGCAUGUACAAUUUAAUUUCGAUAAAAUUUAUACUUGAUAUCUAUGAAGAAAUUUAUUUAGUUACUGCUAUUCCUCGACUGGGUGUGAAGUUUUCGCCAAUUCCUUACUUUAUUUUUUUAGUUAAGUUAUUUGAAUUUUUUAUAUUUUUAUGAAAAUCAAAAGUUUAAUAAUCCUUUAUAUGUACUUCGGAUAAGAAAAAUUAUCUUUAACUAAUACGUUUCCCACUUUAAAAAAACAAUA
Gordionus sp. m RMFG-2023 is the source of this 1966-nucleotide messenger RNA. RefSeq names its product tRNA (guanine(26)-N(2))-dimethyltransferase-like. The record is from RefSeq and is a predicted model, not a curated record. Bases 11 to 1426 code for a protein of 471 amino acids. Gene Ontology annotation, biological process: tRNA N2-guanine methylation. Gene Ontology annotation, molecular function: tRNA (guanine(10)-N2)-methyltransferase activity; RNA binding. The transcript is spliced from 13 exons. NCBI's taxonomy places the organism in Eukaryota, Metazoa, Nematomorpha, Gordioida, Chordodea, Parachordodidae. Gene Ontology annotation, cellular component: nucleus.